Messenger RNA from Funneliformis geosporum, 1371 nucleotides. Lineage: Eukaryota; Fungi; Glomeromycota; Glomeromycetes; Glomerales; Glomeraceae. The record is from the annotation of a GenBank genome assembly.
AUGUCGGAUGCACAAGAAAAUAAACUCUUUAUCGAGAAUUAUGAGCAGACGGUAGAAUUAUUUGAGACUAUAAAGUUAGACCCUUCAAGAAAUAAAUCGAAUUCGAACAGGUCUUCCCCAGAUAAUCUGGAACAAACAACAUCUGUAGCAAUCCUCAAUGAGAAUAAUGAGAAUACAGUGAAUACACCAAUAGAAGAAGUGUCGGAAUAUAUUACCCCAUUUUUUAAUUUUCCAUACUAUGUUGAGACGACUGGCUUCGAUGCGAAGAAUAUCGAGCAGGCAAAAUAUUACCGAAAUAAGCAACUACUACAAAAUGAGGAUUAUUUAGUAUACGGAAAUUGGUCAUGCCAAUGGCCAAGUAAGUGCAGAAAUGAAGACGGAUGGCAAGUCCGAUAUUCUCGGGAAUCACUUGAAACGUAUCGAAAGUUAUCUCCAAGACUUCAACACGGAUUUUUCACAAUGCCAUGCAAUAAAUGCAAAAAUAGAAACAUGAUCUCGAGCUUUCUUUUGUACGACCAACAUUCAAGGCAUUUAUACAGUGAGCCCUCCAUUGAGAUAAUCUGUCCUCAUCUCAACUACUUUGUAGAGACGACUCGAUUUAGGGAGGAGGAUAUCCAGCAGAUUACCGAAAUCGUUAAUCUUCUACUACUGUAUGAUGACUUUAUAGUGUACGGAAAUUGGUCAUGUCAAUGGCCAAGGAAGUGCAGAAACGAAGACGGAUGGCAAUUCCGAUAUUCUCGGGAAUCACUUGAAACGUAUCGAAAGUUACCUCCGAGACUUCAACACGCAUUUUUCACAAAGCCAUGUGAGAAAUGCAAAAAUAAUUACCUGAUCUCGAGCUUCUUUUUGUAUGAUCAACCACCAAGGAAUUCGAACAGUGAGCCCACCAUCGAGAUAAUCUGUCAUCUAGAAUGGAACAAUCAUUAUAGAGUGAUCGCCGAAUGGGAAUGCAAAGCGUAUUCUCAUAAAUGGCAUAGCUCUUACACUUGGAUAUCUCUCCGAAAGUUUAUCGAACAAACUCCAGCAGAAGAUUUGAUCCCUGACGAUUAUAUCAUCCAAAAGUGCUUUAAAUGCAAAAACUCUUGCAACGAAUAUAAAUGCGUAAUGAUACGCAAAAAAUGCGAUAAUUGCAAGAAUGCUACCCAACGAUGUUCUGUAUGCCGUGAAAGACGCAGGGUGUACCAGGGAUGUAAGAAAUGCGAUCAUGAUGGAAUUAUAAUGAAUUACGAACCUUUGGUACAAUCUGAUUUGGAUGGUGGUGUAUCUCAUAAAAGUGAAGUAUGUGCAAAAUGUCAGGGAGGUGUAUAUUGUGUUCAAACCGAUUACCUCCACCGUACUCAGAAAGAACGAAACAUUAACUUAUUGAAUUGA